CUUUAAAACUCAGCAUUAGCAAAACGUUUGCUUUCCUUUAAAGCAAUAACCAUGAAUAAACGUUUCGUUAGCCUUUUGAUGAUGGCCUGUUGGCUUAGUGUGGCCUACAGUGAACCCAGCUAUGAGGAUUCAGCCUCUCCAGUCAACAGUCCCAAUGGCGGACAUCAAGCCAACUCAUUGUUUAAUACAAAUGCUGAUAGCAAUAUGGAUGGCGAUGGUGUGGAUGGAAUGGUAAUUGGUGGUGGUUUGGGAAGUAAAGACAACUAUGACAAGAGAGUGGAACGUUAUGCCUUUGGUUUGGGCAGGAGAGCCUAUACUUAUACAAAUGGCGGUAAUGGCAUUAAGCGAUUGCCUGUGUAUAAUUUCGGUUUGGGUAAACGGGCCAGACCUUAUUCCUUUGGCUUGGGUAAACGCUCAGACUAUGAGGACUCGGAUGCUCAAAUUGCUGAAGAUAUAGAUCGGGCUUACAAUGCUGCUUUUAUGAUGGAUGAAAAACGCAACCGCCCCUAUAGUUUCGGUUUGGGUAAACGCGAUCCCUUGAAUGAAGAACGUCGGGCAAAUCGUUAUGGCUUUGGCUUAGGACGUCGUUAAAUUAUUAUGUAAAACUGCAAUCCACCUAACCAUUCUCUGUUAAACAACCUUAAUCAAUUGUAUAUUUUUUUUGACAUUUCAUUCUUUUAAAACUAAUCAAAGUGAAAAACAUUUUCAAUCUUUCCCAAACUAAAUUUCGAAAUUGUGUGUGUGUUGAUUCAAAAAAAAAAACAUUUCCUAAACAAAUUCAAUAUCCAGCCAAAAUUCCUUCAAUUAGUUUUAAUAGAAUCGAAAUGUUUUAAAAGAAAACUUUAAUAUAAAAAUUUGGAAAAUGAAAAAAUAUUUAAAUAAAAAUUGUUUUAUUUGAAGGGAUAGUAUUAUUUAUUGAAUGAUUGUGUAAUAAUGCUAAAAAAAACAAAGUAUAAAUAUAAAAAAAUUAAUUUAGUUUUAAAUCAUAUUUAUUAUUAAAAGCAAAUGUAUUUAUUUAAUUUAUGUGUAGUUUUUAGUAUGAGUGCCAUUUCCAAAUAAAGAAAACUUGAAAAAUUAAAAAAAAAA
Calliphora vicina (urban bluebottle blowfly) is the source of this 1086-nucleotide messenger RNA. It is a transcript of the gene AstA, whose product is annotated as allatostatin A. The transcript is spliced from 2 exons. The coding region runs from base 52 to 591 and encodes 179 amino acids. Lineage: Eukaryota; Metazoa; Arthropoda; Insecta; Diptera; Calliphoridae. Gene Ontology annotation, molecular function: neuropeptide hormone activity. The record is from RefSeq and is a predicted model, not a curated record.